This is a messenger RNA of Blastomyces dermatitidis ER-3, 657 nucleotides long. RefSeq lists its product as uncharacterized. The coding region runs from base 1 to 657 and encodes 218 amino acids. The record is from RefSeq and is a predicted model, not a curated record. The transcript is spliced from 2 exons. Lineage: Eukaryota; Fungi; Ascomycota; Eurotiomycetes; Onygenales; Ajellomycetaceae.
AUGGGCCAGAUUAGGAAGGGCGGUACGAGGGUGAGACUUGGCAUUGAUGUUUUGGAACAUCAAAGAUGGACAGGGUUUUCGCGGAGGUCGCUUCUCAGAUAUCUCCACAACUACAGAUCAGGGAUCUUCCAAAAUCAAGAAGAUUGGUGCAUAUGGCUAGGUCUCUUCACCUUACAAUUUGUAUGGCAAUUUGGCCCGGGGUUGUGGUGUGGUAGGGGAGAAUGGGGGAUAAUCCCACGCAGGAGUUCCGAACAACGUCUGGUUCACAUUUGGCUGGAUAACUCCACCACCACACGGGGUAUGCGGUCGGCGAUGGGGUCAAAAUGCUCGUAUGAUCGAGGGCUUUUCGAUGGAUCUAUCGGCGGGUUCUUAUUCGAAAAAUCGAGCGAGUUCGUGGUGAAGCGGUUCGUUGACUUGAUUAAUGAUGAUGAUAAUAAUGAUAAUAAUGAUGAUGAUAAUAAUGAUAAUAAUGAUGAUGGUGAUAGUGAUGAUGAUGAUGAUGAUAAUGAUAAUAGUGAUGAUGAUGAUGAUGAUGAUGAUGAUGAAAGAGAGAAGUCUCUCUGUGAGAUCUGUUUCUAUCAGAAGUUUGAAGAUCUUAUAUUUCUCAAGAUCAUCUUCACACAUCUUAUCUGUGAAAUUGAUGAGAAGAAUCAUUGA